AACGUGAGCAGGAGAAUGGAGCCGGGGUAUCACCUACCAUUCAGUUUAAACCGCAUGCCGCUCUUGUACUCACGAUUUCUGAAGAGCUUUGAGUCGUGCGACACUCUCCAACAUAAUGUCAUGGCCAUGCCAUCUUUGAACCUAAUGCACAGGACUGCAUUGAAAUAUUCAUCUUUGCAUCUGUCGUCUUUUUGCGAGACAUUCCUUUGUGUUUGACCUCCAUUAUCCCCAGAAUAAAAGCAUGUCGGUGACACUAUGGGUCCACAGAGACCCCCCCCCCCCCUUCUGCACAGCUCUCCCUCCUUAUAGAGGUGUUCUUCUUUCUCUCCUCUGGUUCCUCUUCGUAUUUCUUUUUUUUCCCGGCUGUUAUUGGUAGUGUGGGAGGAAGUGGCUGUAAAGGAGAAUACAGAAGAACAAACCGAGACUUUGCUGCUACACGUCCAUAUGCCCCACGGCCAGACUCACCUCGCCCCCUAGAGGGUGCAGAAACACCUGAUUGAUGUGGACUCUGUCCUAAACUCACACAUACACACACUACGCAGCAAUCCCAUCUCAACCGCAUCACAUUCUACAUCUCAUUUGUAGAAUGUGUGUAGAAUGUUCUCCCUUCCAGCAUCUCUUUCCAUCACAGUCCCUAUUCGUAAUAUCGGAUUAUUCUUUAAUUUCAACAAAUCAUCGAAGGUGUCCUCUGAGCCAAUUGAAGUCCCGAGACAAUUGUGACUCGAAUUGUGCCAAUUGAAUCACAAUGUAUCUUGAUAUCUGGCGGGUGGUCUUAACGUUUUGUGUACUGAGUGGAGGUGGAAAAGACAGACCGGGGCCGACUAAGGGAGCGAGAGACUCUCAGCCUCACCCCUUGGCAGCAUCGACAUCCCGCAACUUGUCACUUUUUACUUGACACCCCGUCCUCACACAGAGCACAUAAACGCCUCGCCAUUACCCACUCUGUUUUCCUUUAUAGACCAGGGAGAAAAUGGAGGCAAAGAAAAGCAAACCCGAAGACGCGAGCGGUGAUGAAUAAAGCCCGUAUUGUCGGCAGAGGAAGUGCCUGUGCCGUUAAUUAAUCAUCCCGUGUGUUUGUCUUUCCUGACGCUGCAUCCUCUCCAAAAGCUGCCGUAAGAGAGAAAACAAAAAUGCACGAGGCGUUGAAGGAGGAAAAUAAAGAGGCUUAUUAGAUCCAUUUCCCUCUGCUAGUUUCCACUGGUGGGAUGAUAUUGCGGUUAUUGAAGAGAAUGGUGUGUGUGUGUGUGUGUGUGUGUGGCUGUCUGAGUCUGUUUGUGUGUGUUUGCACCUGAAGGAGGUGAUGACAAAAUACAAUUAUACAAAAUACAAAAUACAGUAAUAAUAACAUUAUUACUGGCAUUUAUGAGUUUACUGAGCGACUGUCAAUGCAGUCAUCAGCGCUUAACUGAUUUCCAGUAUUCACAUUGAUGAGUUUAUUUACACUCAUUAACCUGAUAUUGCAACCGGGGAAUGAUUAAACGCAAAAGUAGUUAAUCCAUUAAAAAUGUAUAGAUAGAAAGAAAAAAACGGGCGCAUUAGCUUUGCGUGCUUCAGAGUGGAAUUAAGAGAUGGGGAACUCUUUCAGCAUCACGAAAUCGGUUGUCGAUCGCCUGCGAUGCCGAGUUGAACAAAGAAAGGGUGGAGAGAUGAUGAGGAGGAGGAAGACGGGGGUUCAUUGGGGGAGGAAUGGACAGAGGACAGGAUACAGUAGAAGGUUAAAGGGGAGGAAUGGUACUGUAAUGGGGUUAUUCGGUGGGGGUGGGGACUGUACGGAGCAUCGGAAGACACAUACAUACAUACUUAGAUCGUUUUUCGUAAUGAGGCUAUGGUGUGUGUGUAUGUGUUGCGUGACUAAUCUGUGCCAGCUACAAUGAGUGACAGGGCGAAGGGCUAAUCUCUUGGAGUGAGCCACAUGCCCACUGACAGCACGCCCAUAAGAGAAACACGCAAACAUGCCUCCGACACGCAACGCACACGUCACCGAUGCACACGUGACAUUUCUGCACGCCACGUCCGUGGAGGCUAAUUGCAUGUGUAGACACUCUGGCAUGGUGGUAGGCCUUUACUCUACAGCGGAGAGAUCGCAGCAUGUGUAUAGCAGCGGUUGAUGGAGCGUGACUCGCUUGUGAUAUUUGUAUAACUUAAGUAGAUGUUCCUACUCUUUUGAAUAUCAGAUGGCACAACAGGAGCAGGAGAGUGCAAACCAUGAGAAGCCCUCCAGGAAGCAGAGUAUCAGCACAGCAUCCUCAAACCCUGAACCCAGGAAAGAGAGCCUUCCACUGGCCACCACAGUCAAUGAAAGCAGCCUCCUCCUGGAAUCUCUUACAGGCUUUGCCUUGGUAGUGAGCAGUGAUGGGAUGGUAUUUUAUGCCUCUUCAACCAUUGUGGACUAUCUGGGAUUUCAUCAGACUGACGUGAUGCACCAGAAUGUGUUUGACUACAUCCACAUAGACGACCGCCAGGAGUUCAGACGCCAGCUCCACUGGGCCAUGUGUCCUCCACAGGGGAAUUCGGCACACCAGGACGGCCAGCUAGCUGCAGGGACCGGUGAGGACUUUGUAGUGAGCAGCCUGUUCCAUUCUCCGGAGGCAGGGGGAGUUCCUCCUGAGCUCUCCUGCUUUCUCAACAGGUGUUUCAUUGCCAGAGUCCGAUGCCUCUUGGACAGCACCUCCGGAUUCUUGACUAUGCAGUUCCAGGGUCGGUUGAAGUUCCUCCACGGUCAGAAAAAGAAGUCAGCCUCCGGGGCUCUGAUGCCUCCCCAGCUGGCUUUAUUCUGCAUAGGUGUACCCCUUCUACUGCCCUCCAUCACUGAGAUGAAAAUGAAGAACAUGUUAAUGCGGGGAAAGAACAAGGGAGGAGGUGGAGGGAUGAUCUCCUCACUGGAGCAUGGUGAGCGAGGGGAACAGCUCCGGAGGCAUUCCUUCGGUGGAGGAAUGGGCGACAUAACAGACCCCGUCCUCCUCUCCUGUCCCACUCCUGGCGCAACCCAGCGGGGUCACCACACUCCCUGGACCCCGCUCUCCAAAGACAACCUCAAGUACCGCCCUGAGGGUUACUACAACCAGGAGGAGCCCCUCAACUACUGCAAGUCCACCAUGGCGUCCCAUAAAGGUGUUAGCCCAGGCCUGGGCUGCGGCUGGCCCCUGCGGCCGAACUCCGGUCCCCUCAGAGCGGGCCAGGGUGUCGGCUACAUCCCCUCUAACCGCAUGAACAAGGCCGGCCAGUACGGGAAGCCAUACCGCCUUUCCCCUAACUGCCACAGCGGCAGAGGCAGCGAGGUGUUUGUCUCUAAGCUCUACGGGAACGUCCAGAUCCCCACAGACCCGGAUGCCUACUGCGUGGACCUGGUGAAGAACGAGAACGGCUACGGGGAAUGCUACGAUGGCCACCUGAUGCCCGAGAUGCAGCCCAUCAAGGUGGAGCACGACUCGGACUCUGAGAACGGCUGCGAUGCCUACGGGCGACCCUGGGCGUGCCGCGACCCAGAGGCCAUCGACCGCCGCUACGGCAACGAGGUAUACGACCAGAGCUCAGGCCUCCAUCUCAAAUCAGAGGCGGAAUAUUAUGAUCCGCAGUACUCGCCCUGCCAGCGAGGGAAAGCAGGAAUCAGCCCACCGUACAACAACGGCAACUAUCAGAACUAUGCAGUCAACAAUGGCGGGAAUGGCGGGAACGGACGUCUGUUGAAAUGUGACAAAGACUUGGGCAAUCACAACGACAACAGCCAGUUUAGUCCUCAGAGACUCUCUCACUCUGACUCUCUAUGCAGCAACCAAUCUGUCAACCUCAUGGACUCACACGUCUAUCCACAGGACCCUCACAAGGCCUAUAUACACCCGGACUACAACAAGCAUGGCACUUACGAGUUCAAAGGUCACGGCCUGGUCCAUUCCAUCAAGCGGGAGCCCAUGGACUCCCCACCAUGGUCUGAGAAUGCUCGCAACAUAAGCCAGUCCAUGAUGGUUGGUCCGAGGAACAUUAUGCCAUGUGUUAUGAGCACGGGUCACCACAAGUCCAGUCCCUACAUUUAUUUGCCAUAAGAGUGAUUGGAGCAAACACAGCAGAUCAUUUCUCUCUCACACACACACACACACACACACUCUCAAACAAUCAGUGUGCAUUAAAGUACUUUGUAUUGCGCCAAAUGCACCAGCAUUACAAAAGGAUUCCCAGGACGUUAACAUUUAAACGACUUCUUCUUCAGUCCGAUGAAGAGGUCACAAACAAGGCUCAGGUUCUAGUGUUCGUGUUGUGACAAUCAAAAAUAAUACCUUGAAUCCAGUUUGUGGAUCGGCGAUUUAGUUUUUAAGGGAUACAUUUUGUAGUUGGUUCCUAGCACUUUUGGAUUUAGUGAGACAAUUUAUGUCUAGAGACACAAUUUCAUUUUGGUUUUAUGUGUUGUGCACACCUGGCUUUUGUGGAAGGAAAAAAGAUUUUGCUGUAAAAAGAGACUUUCUUUUUAAAACGUUGUACACAGGAGAUGACUUUACACCUACUGCUGGGCUUAUCAAAGGAGAUGGCACACAGUCAGUGAUGACAACUUAAAGGAUGAUCUGCUUUGAUGGUGGUUCUGCAUGUUUUAGUGCUUUGACUAUAAAUUGCCUAUCUUUCUCAUCAAUGCCCCCAGUGAUGUUUGAAUGGAAUCUAGUGGUUUCUAUGCAUUUUAGACUUGUAUUAAAUCAACUUUCAGAGACUUGAAACUUAAUCAAUUGCAGUAAAGAAAAACGUUUGGUCCCUCCUCAUUCAUGCAUUCCUGUAGCUACAGAAAAGCUGUUUUUUUUUAAUGCAUGACACAACCAAAUUGACAUCCUAUUCACAACUACUUUGUUUACUCAAGAUUUAUGACCUGAAUUUGAUUUUCCAAGAUCAUAGCGUACAAUGCAGUGCUUUUGUCAGAGCGCCCAUUAAUCCACCACAAAGGACAGUUUAACAACAACAAAAAGGUUUCUCGUUGCAAAUGCAGAAACCUUUGGAAAACGUUUUAGUUCAUAGACGGAAACAUGUAAAACUAUUGGCCAAAGCUUUAAGUAUAUUCACUACAUCUGUUUAUUAAACUAGAAACUGAAUACAUGAGGGGGCGGAUGAAGCACCACCACCUGUGGUUCAAGCAUGCGCUCCUUGGCUCUGAGAUAAAAGAUCACACUUGAAUUGCCCUUUAAGUUGCAGGACCUAAGAUGAACUUGGACCUAAGAAAGAUGGUCUGCUUAAAUUACCAUAUAAUUACUCAGUUUGAAGGUUUGUUUGGACGAGGUAGAAGUGUUUGAACUGAAGGAAAAGAGUCUUUUGUUAAUAGGUUCGAGGUUGAUUAUUCUUCCAACACGCACAAUCAUUUUUAUCAUAUUAAGUCAUGCAACCUGUCGAGCAUACAAAUAAUGAAUUUAUUUAUGUCAUUUUAUGUCAAAGCUAAUGUUGUACAGUUUGGUUUAGUGUUCAUGGCAAGCUCAGCAUUUCAACUCAAUACAGCCUGUCUCACUGCAGACACGACAUGUUUUCUUUUGAAAUGAAUAUACACUUUUCAUGUCGUCGUUUGAGUCCGAAAACAUCCGACCUUUUCGUCACAAUCAAUGUUUUUGCACAAGAUGAAUUUAAAAAGCACCAAAUUGAUUCGCUGUUAGUCUCAGUUCUGUGGAGCUACUGUUGUAGUUUCGAAAUUGCACUACUGGGAGUAGUUCAGUUGAAGUUCAGCCUACCCAGACAGGUUUUUGAGUCAACACGCACAACUGUACACGGUGUCACUGUUUUGACUUUGUCUUUUUCUCUCUGUGUGUGUUCAUUUCAAUAAAUGUUUGAUGAUUCGUAUUUAUUGUAAGAGGCAAAAGCGUAUAAUUUAAAAAAAACUACAGUUUUGAAGGCUUUUCUGUUUCACUAAGGUAAAUAAAUAUGCCUUUUUCUUUUCUUGCUAUCUUUUUUGAUAAUUGUUAUAAAAGUCAUACUUGUCUCAUGGAGGAGGUAGCUGCAAGGUAGUGAACACAGUGUACAUAUGCAAUGUCUUCCAAUGUUUCUACGUGUUUUUGCAAAUGGGACUUAUCUAU
Molecule: messenger RNA, 6032 nt
Organism: Anarrhichthys ocellatus (wolf-eel)
Lineage: Eukaryota; Metazoa; Chordata; Actinopteri; Perciformes; Anarhichadidae
Gene: ahrra
Product: aryl-hydrocarbon receptor repressor a
Exons: 7
Coding region: 2175-4040 (621 amino acids)
Biological process (GO): regulation of transcription by RNA polymerase II; xenobiotic metabolic process; response to xenobiotic stimulus
Cellular component (GO): nucleus; aryl hydrocarbon receptor complex
Molecular function (GO): transcription cis-regulatory region binding; protein dimerization activity; nuclear receptor activity
Source: RefSeq, a predicted model, not a curated record